This is a messenger RNA of Fraxinus pennsylvanica, 3573 nucleotides long. The record is from the annotation of a GenBank genome assembly. NCBI's taxonomy places the organism in Eukaryota, Viridiplantae, Streptophyta, Magnoliopsida, Lamiales, Oleaceae.
AUGGACAUGGAGGAAGAGUAUUACGAUCAGUCGUACGAUGACGACGAGGAGGAGAUAACACAGGAGGAUGCGUGGGCGGUGAUCAGUGCCUACUUUGAGGAGAAGGGUUUGGUGCGUCAGCAACUCGACUCAUUCGACGAGUUUAUUCAGAACACGAUGCAAGAAAUCGUGGAUGAGUCCGCGGACAUUGAGAUCCGACCCGAAUCCCAGCACAACCCUGGUCACCAGCCUGACUUCGCCGAGACGAUUUAUAAGAUUGGUUUUGGUCAGAUAUACCUUAGUAAACCUAUGAUGACAGAAUCAGAUGGAGAGACAGCAACUUUGUUUCCUAAGGCUGCAAGGUUAAGGAAUUUGACAUAUUCAGCUCCCUUGUAUGUCGAUGUCACAAAGAGAGUUAUCAAGAAAGGUCACGACGGUGAAGAAGUUACUGAGACACAGGAUUUCACUAAAGUCUUUAUUGGGAAGGUUCCCAUAAUGCUCCGUUCUAGUUACUGUACGUUAUAUCAAAAUUCAGAAAAGGAUUUGACCGAGCUUGGAGAGUGUCCAUAUGACCAAGGUGGUUAUUUCAUCAUUAAUGGAAGUGAGAAGGUGCUAAUUGCUCAGGAGAAAAUGAGCACCAAUCAUGUAUAUGUGUUUAAAAAGAGGCAACCAAAUAAGUAUGCUUAUGUGGCGGAGGUCCGGUCUAUGGCAGAGACCCAAAACAGGCCACCCAGUACGAUGUUUGUCCGGAUGCUUUCUAGGACAAGUGCCAAAGGGGGCUCAUCGGGCCAAUAUAUCCGUGCUACACUUCCGUACAUUCGUACAGAAAUACCUAUUAUUAUUGUAUUCCGAGCCUUAGGAUUUGUUGCUGAUAAAGAUAUACUGGAGCAUAUCUGUUAUGAUUUUGCUGAUACCCAAAUGAUGGAAUUGUUGCGGCCCUCAUUGGAAGAAGCAUUUGUGAUACAAAAUCAACAGGUUGCUCUAGAUUACAUUGGAAAAAGAGGAUCCACUGUUGGUGUCACCAGGGAGAAGAGGAUCAAGUAUGCAAAAGAGAUCCUUCAGAAGGAGAUGCUUCCUCAUGUAGGGGUUGGGGAAUAUUGUGAGACAAAGAAAGCUUAUUAUUUUGGGUAUAUCAUUCACCGGCUUCUGCUGUGUGCCCUUGGCCGAAGGGCCGAGGACGAUAGAGAUCACUAUGGAAAUAAGAGACUGGAUCUUGCUGGUCCUUUGCUUGGUGGCCUAUUUCGAAUGCUAUUCCGAAAGUUGACCAGGGAUGUAAGAGCUUAUGUUCAGAAGUGUGUUGAUAAUGGAAAAGAUGUAAAUUUGCAAUUUGCAAUUAAAGCAAAAACUAUUACUAGUGGUCUUAAAUACUCGCUUGCUACUGGCAACUGGGGACAAGCAAAUGCAGCAGGUACAAGAGCUGGAGUUUCACAGGUGUUGAAUCGCUUGACAUAUGCCUCGACUUUGUCGCACUUGCGAAGACUCAAUUCUCCCAUAGGCCGUGAAGGGAAGCUGGCAAAACCUAGGCAGUUGCACAAUUCACAGUGGGGAAUGAUGUGCCCUGCAGAAACACCUGAAGGACAAGCAUGUGGACUAGUGAAGAAUCUUGCACUGAUGGUCUAUAUAACAGUUGGUUCGGCAGCAUAUCCAAUUUUAGAAUUUUUGGAGGAAUGGGGUACCGAGAACUUUGAGGAAAUCUCACCUGCCGUGAUUCCACAAGCAACAAAAAUCUUUGUGAAUGGUUGUUGGGUUGGUAUUCAUCGUGACCCUGACAUGUUGGUGAAAACUCUGAGACGUCUGAGGAGACGUGUGGAUGUCAAUACUGAGGUUGGGGUUGUUCGAGAUAUUCGUUUGAAAGAACUAAGGAUUUAUACUGACUAUGGUCGAUGCAGUCGUCCGCUGUUUAUUGUGGAAAAACAAAGGCUUCUCAUCAAAAAGAAGGAUAUUCAAGCCUUGCAACAAAGAGAAUCCCCUGAUGAGGGUGGCUGGCAUGACCUUGUUGCGAAGGGGUUUAUAGAAUAUAUAGACACCGAAGAAGAAGAAACAACUAUGAUUUCUAUGACGAUAAACGAUCUUGUGAGUGCGAGGCUAAAUCCGAAAGAGGCUUAUUCAGAUACGUAUACUCAUUGUGAGAUUCACCCAUCAUUGAUAUUGGGAGUUUGUGCUUCAAUCAUACCCUUCCCAGAUCAUAACCAGUCUCCUCGUAACACGUAUCAGUCAGCUAUGGGUAAACAAGCCAUGGGUAUAUAUGUGACCAACUACCAAUUUCGAAUGGACACUUUGGCUUAUGUUCUAUACUAUCCUCAAAAACCUCUUGUUACUACUCGAGCCAUGGAGCACUUGCAUUUUAGGCAGCUACCUGCUGGAAUUAAUGCUAUUGUUGCCAUUGCUUGCUAUUCUGGAUAUAAUCAAGAAGAUUCUGUAAUUAUGAAUCAGUCAUCAAUUGACCGUGGAUUCUUUCGAUCUCUGUUUUUCCGAUCGUAUAGAGAUGAGGAGAAGAAGAUGGGAACACUGGUCAAAGAGGAUUUUGGACGUCCAGAUCGAGCUAAUACUAUGGGAAUGCGGCAUGGUUCUUAUGAUAAGUUGGAUGACGAUGGCCUUGCUCCUCCAGGUACAAGAGUUUCAGGUGAGGAUGUGAUCAUUGGAAAGACCACUCCCAUAGCUCCAGACGAUGCACAAGGGCAAGCUGCCCGUUACACUAAGCGUGAUCAUAGCACGAGCUUGCGCCACAGUGAAACUGGAAUGGUGGAUCAGGUUUUGCUGACAACAAAUGCUGAUGGGUUGCGAUUUGUCAAAGUGAGGGUCAGAUCAGUUCGAAUUCCUCAAAUUGGAGACAAAUUUAGCAGCAGGCAUGGUCAGAAGGGAACAGUUGGUAUGACUUACACACAAGAAGAUAUGCCAUGGACUGUGGAAGGCAUCACUCCUGACAUCAUCGUGAAUCCCCAUGCUAUUCCUUCUCGCAUGACCAUUGGUCAGCUUAUUGAGUGUGUCAUGGGCAAAGUUGCAGCCCAUAUGGGUAAGGAAGGAGAUGCUACUCCUUUUACAGAUGUUACUGUGGACAAUAUCAGCAAAGCUCUUCACAAAUGUGGGUAUCAGAUGCGUGGUUUUGAGACCAUGUACAAUGGUCAUACAGGCAGGCAACUUACAGCAAUGAUAUUCCUUGGCCCUACUUACUACCAGAGGCUGAAGCACAUGGUUGAUGACAAAAUCCAUUCUCGUGGCAGAGGCCCUGUGCAAAUCCUCACAAGGCAACCUGCUGAGGGACGGUCUCGUGAUGGUGGUCUCCGAUUUGGAGAGAUGGAACGAGAUUGCAUGAUCGCACACGGCGCUGCUCACUUUCUCAAGGAAAGGUUGUUUGACCAAAGUGAUGCCUACAGGGUUCACGUUUGUGAGCGUUGUGGAUUGAUUGCUAUUGCAAACCUCAAGAAGAAUUCAUUUGAGUGCAGAGGAUGCAAAAACAAAACUGAUAUUGUUCAGGUUCACAUUCCAUAUGCCUGUAAGCUACUUUUCCAAGAGCUAAUGGCCAUGGCUAUAGCUCCGAGAAUGCUCACGAAGGAUAUCAAACAGUCCAAAGAGCAAAAGAAGAAAGGAGCUUGA